CAUAUUGCGUUUCUGUUUAUUUUGUCUCCCGUAAUGAACGUCUGAGAGACUGAUCAGCAGCGGGAAGCCUGUUUACGCAUGAGUUCAAGCCAUCAGCUUUACGCGUGAAUCAGAUCUCCGCCUGUGCAGCAGCAGCAGGAUGAAGGUAACCUUCGGCUCUCUGGUGAUCGCAGCUGGCAUGUGCGGUCUUCUGAGCUUCGCUGUUUUGGCGACUUCCCUCGCAACCGAUUACUGGUACAUCAUAGAAAUGAAUCCUAUGAACGCGAGCGACUUCGAGGACAUCAGCUCCCACUCAGGACUGUGGCGCAUCCAUGAAGGUGGGAAGAUGUACUCAGACUCUAUUGACUCCUUCACCGUGAACUACUCCAGAUACUCUGCGACGGAGCUGCGCAUGCUGAACAUGCACAGUGCAAUCGUGGUGCUGCUUCCCCUCAGCCUGGUUCUGUUGCUGUUUGGCGGCAUCUGCGGACUGGUCAGCUCUUUGGCCCGGAGCCCCGUCCUCCUCACCGGCACAGCCUCCUACUUCUUCAUCUGCAGUCUGUUAACUCUGUGCGGUGCGAGCCUCUACAUCAUCUACUCGCAGCAGGCCCUGGCUGAGACCGAGAGGCUGGUGGGGCAGGAGGGCCUGGCCUACGUUCGCACCGCCUUCGGCUGGUCUCUGGGCCUGGCCUGGGUCUCCUACGGCCUGGAGCUCCUCGCGGGAGUGCUGCUGCUAAUAGCUGCACAAAUGGUCAAGCUGCAGCACAGCAGCCCGACUAUGGCCUGAUACAAUCCUCCACAGUGGACCCACAAUGCUGAAGACAGGCUAAACUGUGUGUGUGGGCACCGGAGGAAGACCAGUCAGGUAUGUGGUUCUGCCUUAUAGGAAAUCACACACAGCUGCUGGACGUUUUUCAGGUACUGACAAGGUUGAACCGAUGCUGUGGACUGAUUUAAAGGAGUUUUUAAUAAGUCUGAAGAAGCAGAUUGAAGACUGAUGUUCUGUUAAAAUCACACCCUCUGGUGGCGUGAACUGCAGUUGCACCUGAUCAUGCUGAUUGUUAUGAUUUCAUCUGUGCCAAACGAAAUCAAAGAUAAUGUAACGUUAAAUUAAAUCUAUAGCUCACAAUACUUCACACAAACACUGUCUAGAUUUUUACAGUAUUUGCUGUUUACGGACGUCAUAAACGAGUCAU
This is a messenger RNA of Stegastes partitus (bicolor damselfish), 1175 nucleotides long. RefSeq names its product transmembrane protein 235-like. Gene Ontology annotation, cellular component: apical plasma membrane. The transcript has 4 exons. The coding region runs from base 140 to 766 and encodes 208 amino acids. The record is from RefSeq and is a predicted model, not a curated record. NCBI's taxonomy places the organism in Eukaryota, Metazoa, Chordata, Actinopteri, Pomacentridae.